AAAUCUCUACAGUGUAAUACUAAUUUGAUCUAACAAAUUUUCCAAAAUAAUGUUAUAGUAGCCUACAUCCGUAGACAGUGCUAAUAGUAGGCUUCAUCCUUUUAUGGCCUAUACACUUAAAUUAGCGAUUAAAAAGCAACAAAAAGCCUAUAUUUCUAAUAAACAUAUAGAGCUCACUGUGUACAGUUAUCGAUACCCUAACUUAACAUAACGAUUUUGAGGACAGAUAGAAUUUAAUGUAAUAUAAUCUGCAUAAAUACAAUGUCUGAGUCUGUAACACAAUUAAAACUUUAUGAUCUGCCAAAAGAAAUCAAUGUGAGUGAUUUGAUCAGUGUGUUCAAAAAUAAAGAAAAGAAUGGAGGCGGUCCAAUACAAGAGAUAAUGAUACAUUACAGUUCUGAAGAAUGCUAUGCUAUUAUUACCUUUGAAGAAACUGAUGCUGUUUCAAGAAUAUUGAGAAGAGGGAAAAAAGUUCCUAUUUUAGAUUUCCAUGUUGAAGUAGACAUUUUUAAUGACAAAAAGUGCUGUUGCAGAGAAUCACAAAAUCUUAAGGACCAGCCUGACCUCAAUAGCAGAUCUAUAGAAGAACAAAACUCUGAAAAAAUCCUUCAUGAAGCAUCUUUCAUUUCACUACCAGAAAAAAUGCCAGAAGAUGUUCCCAUUUAUGAAGACACUGGAAAUGAAAUAUGGAAUAGAACAAUUAAGGCUCACAUCUGUGACAGAAAAAAAUCUAAAAAAUAUUAUGAACUUUUUUUUGAUGAUAUUGGUCUUAGUAGCUAUGAGCCAUACUCGAUGAUGUUAGAUGGACUUCAUAAGUUUGUGUAUGUCACUUUUAAAGACAUUCAAGAAGCUCAAAAACUAUGUCAAUUACCACUGGAUACUGAGGACUGUAAUAUAUCUAAAGUUGAAAUGGCCAAGCAGAAAGACUUUGAAACUUAUGAAGAUAGGCUUUUCCUAUACAGCUAUGAUGGUCUAUCACUUAAAGAUCUACCUGGUUUUGUGACAAAGAAAACUGGACUGGACAUCAAAGAAGUUAUUCAGGAGGAUGACAAGUGUGCAGCUAUUAUAGUCAUGGAUGAAACAGAUAUAACCCCUCUUACUUGGGAUUUGACAAACUUAAAUGGAACAAGAAUGAUAACUGCUCCUGUAUACAAAGAAAAAUCUGUUUUAGUCGCAGGACUUAAUAGUGAUGUCUCUAAAGCUCAUCUUGAUCGAUAUUUAAAAAACAAAAAACAUAGUGGAGGAGGUCCUGUAGAAUCUGUUGAUUUAAUUGAUGAAUGUCAGGCUCGAGUUACGUUUGUUGAUGAAACAGACAUGGAGACAUUUGCUAAAAAAGAUAAACAUGAACUUGAAGAAGGCUGUUUUCUUGAAGUAUCAAGAAUUUAUUCUUGUUUAGCAAAAAGUUAUAUACAGAAAUUUGUAGAUGAAAAAUUGACAAAGCCUCCAGAAAAACAAAAAGUUAGCAAAAUGGAUUCUUCAGUUAAAAAAAUCAAGCAGAAAAGUUCAGAAGUUUUGCCUAACAAGAAAAAUGAGCAUAAAAGUAUAGAAAUUUCAUUAGAAAAGAAAACUGAAGAAAAAUUGAGAGAGAUUUGCAAAAAAAUUAGCUUAUGUGUUGGUGAAUUCACCCUGUUGGAUCGUUGCGAUUUCUUUAAAAAAAUAAAUAAAAUGUGCAUUCAAUCUCAUGUUGAUUUUGAAAUUGAAAACCAGACAAUAAUUCUUAAAGGGUUGGAAUCAUCUGUAAUGAAUUUAGAAUUAGAAAUCUUAAAAAAAUGUAAAAGUGACAUUAGAAAUAUAAACUUGCUUGCUCUAACACAGGAACAGAUACAGAUUUUAAUGAUAGAAAGCAUAAGAGAAAGACUAAAUUUGUUGCUAUCUGGUGGAUAUUUAGAAUGUUCAAAUAAUGAAAUAAUUUUAUUCUAUUUGAAAUCUGAAGAUCCUUACAACUUAAUCAAAUUAUUAAAGACACAGAUAUGUGUAGAAAAAAAAAUGUUGAGUUCAGAAAAUGUCUCUGCCCUUAAAUCAUCUAAGGCUCGGGAAUUUUUAGACAACUUACGCUUGUCCUUAGAAUCAACAAAUGUACAAACAUUUUUUUACUUGGAUGAAAAGGAAAGCUAUUUUCUUGUAAUGGCACCAGAAAAGGAAAUACAAAACAUAAUUGGAUUAUUGGAUACAUUUUUACUUCAGAACAAAUUUCUUUUUAAAACAAUGACAUUUCCAGAGGGGAAACAGCUGUUUCUAAACAAAUAUAUGCAUCAAGAAAUUGCACAGCUACAAAAUGAUAAAGAAAUACACUUAACAACUAAUCAGAAUACUGUCACUGUUACUGGUAUCAGUGCAAAUGUAAACUACUGUAAUGAAAAACUAUGCUAUUUGAGGGAUAGUAUUUUGGAAGAUACUUUAACUCUAAAGUAUUAUGGAAUAAAAGAAUACCUUCUAGAACAAGAAGCUCAAAGGGCACUAAAUAGUAUAGCAGAUAAAAAUAAGUGCUUUUUAACACUAAAGAGUGAAGCAGUAUCCUUGACUGACAAUGGAAAUAAUGAUACCAAUGAAUCUAAUGCCAGUGGCGGAGGAAUCAAACAAGUUUAUUUUAUUUCAGAGAAGUAUUUUUGGGAUAAAAAACGAAUUGGAACAAUUGAAGUGAUUUUAACAGAAGGGGAGAUAACAAAUCAAAAGGCUGAUGUAAUAGUGACUACUGUUGAUAAAAGUUUUGAUUUAACAAAAGGAAGAAUGUCUAGAAGUGUGCUUGAAAAAGCUGGAGAUCAAAUACAACAGGAGUUAAUGUCUAAAUACCGUACCAGACUAAGUAUGUUUCCUGGUGAAUGUAUCAAGACAAAAGGAGGAAACUUGAGUUGUCAACACAUCUUCUUUGUAUGCUUAGCACGUAUCAAAGAUCCAAGCAAUUCAUCAGAAAAUAAAAUUGCAUUAAAAAGUAUGCAGGAUCUAGUAGAUAAAAUAUUGAUUGAGGCUGAUAAACUCAAAGUCCAAACUAUAUCUAUACCAACAUUAGGUACUGGGCGUUUAGGAUAUUCAGCAGAAAUCACAGCUCAAGCAACAGUUAAUGCUAUCAAUGAUUUUGCCAGAUUUAAUUCAAACUCAACAUUAAAAAGUAUUCAACUUGUUGUUUAUCCAACAGACAAAGAGGUUUUGAAGGCUUUUAAAAACAUAGUUUUGUCAAAAGGAAAGAUGGCUACAAGCUCAAAUAGUGUUGAAAACAUUGAUCCUAACAAAAAAGAAAAGUUUACAUCAGUUAGCUAUGGGAAAGUUAAAUUUUUUAUUACACAAGGGGACAUAACAAAGGAAGCGCAAUGUGAAGCUAUAGUUAACAGCAUUAAAGAUAAUAUGGAUCUUUCCAAAUCUGGCAAAGUGUGCCAGGCUCUUUUAGAAGCUUGUGGGAGAUACUUACAGGAGGAAUGUUCAAGAAAAAAGUCUUUAAUGGCUGUGGAUGGAUUAGUGGUGACAGAUGCACCCAAUUUAAUCUGCAAGAAAAUCAUUCACAUCAGUCAGGAUAAGUUCACCAGAGACUGGGCAACUGGUAUCACAAAAGUUCUAAAUGAGGCUGACAGUCAUGGAAUAAAGUCUCUAGCUCUUCCAGCUCUUGGAACAGGAUUUCGACACGCCAAUAUAAAAGACAUUAAAAAGACCAUGUUAGAAUGUAUACGAAAAUUCAGUGAAGGAAGACCUCGCUCACUAUGUUUAAUUAAAUUAGUUAUUUUUGACAAAAUAAUAUUGGAAGAAUUUCUGAAAAAUGACCAGGAUUUACAAUCACGUCAAGAUGCUGGAUUGACAUUGAGAAAACUUUCUGAAGAAGCUGUUUUUAGUGUAUAUUCUGAUUCUUAUCAAAACAUUGAAGCAGCAAAAAGGGAGAUUAAAGAAUUGGUUCAAGAGAAGUAUAUAGAUUGGACAGUAGAUGAUCUAAAAUUUCUUCAUCUUGUCAGCAAAGAGCAUAUUGGUGAGCUGACGACAUUUGGACUGCAGAAAAACAUACAGGUUUUUGUAAAUGAAGGAAAAAAACAAUUACAGCUUUAUGGUUUCAGUAAAUCUGCAAUAGAUGAAGUAGUAUCAAAAGUAAAAAAUCUGUUAGAAACAGCCAUUGGUACAGCUAAAGUUAUGAACAUGAAGACUAAACAACCUAGAAUUGUGUGGCAAUUUAAACGACAAGGAAGCUGGAUAGAUUUUGAACCAUUAUUGGAUCAUCAACUGGAAGUAAAUUCUAUGAAAGGAAUGCACUAUUUCGAGUUAACAAAUGCUUUAGGAGAAAUCUUUUUUGUUGACUUAAAACAAAUGAAGCAACAUAUUAAAGGCCAAUCAAAUCUUAGUUUUGACAUUCGAAAAAUAACUGUUUGAAUAAUUUUCUUUCAAAACUUUUGUUUUAUUCUGAAAAAAAAAUUGUUGACACAAUAAUUUAUUUUUUUUUGCUAAUAAAUCAUGUGUUUAUUUCCACAAAAAACAUUUUAACUGGCAUGUCAUAAAGAAAUGCCUCAAUCUUUUAAUUUAAAAAAAAUUGUAUUUUACCUGCAUACUUUGUAAGAAUAAGUAAUAAAAUGUUGAUGUUUGUGUAACAAAUAGGAAAGUAUUGAUCUAAGUAGUGGAGCUAUAGACCUUACAGAGCUGAAUGUCCUUAGCUAAAAUCCUGUUGUCAAUAGGCAAGGUUAUUAAAGGUUUAAAAACAUGCCAACCAGAUAAUGUUGCUGCCUGACCAGCAAUAGUAAAAGCACUUGUUGAUUUUGUUGUCACAUGUGCUUGUAAACUAGUGACAAUGGAAAUAUUUGGUUGAAAAUAUUUUUUGUUGAAAUAUGAAAAUUUAAUCAAGUAUUGUAUCAGGGGUCAAUAGGAUAAAUGUUUUCUAUUUGUUUUAUUUUGAUUUUUGCAUUUUAAAAUACAUCCCUACAUAGCAAUCCAACCUGUUGCUGAAAUUAGUUUAUUGUAGAGAAAGUUUGUUAGCUAACUACAGUUUUUCAUUGAAAAAAAUCUACCAAAUUUUAACUUAUUCACAACCCCAAACAAUUCAUUUCUUUAGGUCUCUAACUAAUCCUAAUUUAAUGCUUUUUAUACUAGAGAGUAAAGAAAUGUGGAUUUUAUUAUACAAUUAUUUUUGUAUGACCCAUUUACAAAUAUCAUUAUCUACUUUCCUAAAUACACUUAGACCUGCUUGUAAGUCUGAGUCUUUAAAAAGUUGUAUUAAUUUCAUUAACUUCAAACUUGCUUUUAGAGUAUUUUUUAUAGACUAAGCUGAUAAGAAUUUAUGUAAUACAGACAUUUAAUUAUGACAAUACCAUGCAUUGUAUUGUUAAUAACUAGUUGUAAUUUUUUGAUGCUCUUUUGGUUUAUUCUGAUAAAAAUUAAUAGGUCACUGAUUUACUAACAAGACUUCAUUGACAAAUGAAAUGCAUAGGAUGUCAUUAUUUUCUUUUAUGAGUGUAACUUCUGUAAUCUAUAAUAUAAAAAGAAGAUUGUUAGAUCUCAAGAUCUAAGAGGGAUAUUGGAAAUUAGACUUUCACACUGAAAUUAGGUCAGAUAUUAUGAAAUAAUGUUAACAGAAAUGUUAAAUAUCUGUUUCUUAGUGCAACAACUACUUUUAUGAAAGCAUGCACAUUAAAAAAAAGAAAAAAAAAGAGUGCAUUUCUUAAGAACAUAGGUAUGUUGUUUUGUUUAAAGAAAGAUUUGAUAGUUUGUUUUAAUUCACUCUAUUUACUUGACUCCAAAAAGUUAGUUUUUUUUUUACUUCAAACACUGUCCUACAAAGAUUCCUCUAUUUUCUUCUAAUAUUUUUUUUUUUGAAAAGAUAUUUUAUGAAACUUAUUAGUCUUUAUUAAAUUUAGCGAUUUCAAAGUUUUAUUAAAUAAUGAUAAACUUUUUUUUGUGUGUUCUUUUGUGUUAUAACAUCUGGUAAUUGGAAUGAAAAGGAUGUUAAUAAAAAAAAAAAAAAGAAGAAA
Messenger RNA from Biomphalaria glabrata, 5933 nucleotides. RefSeq lists its product as uncharacterized. The transcript has 20 exons. The record is from RefSeq and is a predicted model, not a curated record. Gene Ontology annotation, molecular function: transcription corepressor activity; RNA binding. Lineage: Eukaryota; Metazoa; Mollusca; Gastropoda; Planorbidae. The coding region runs from base 262 to 4344 and encodes 1360 amino acids. Gene Ontology annotation, biological process: negative regulation of gene expression. Gene Ontology annotation, cellular component: cytoplasm; nucleus.